This is a messenger RNA of Heterotrigona itama, 848 nucleotides long. Lineage: Eukaryota; Metazoa; Arthropoda; Insecta; Hymenoptera; Apidae. The record is from the annotation of a GenBank genome assembly.
AUGUUGUCCAGCCGAUUGGUCACGAGGCUGGAUCUCGGCCAAAAGCGAACGAAACGAAACGAGGCGAACGAGACGUUGUGUGAAAUCUGCCACGACCUUCCGGAACGAUCGGUGCAGUACCGGCUCGAAUGGGUCGAGUAACUGGAUCGUGACGUACGUUUGACUCGUAUCUCGAUGUACUUGCGAGAUAUCGCCGCGCGAGGAUCCGCGCGUCCUCGAAACUUGAGGAAGCGGAGGAUCGAACGGAGACGAAUCACGAGGCGAUCGUCUCUCUCUCUCUCUCUCUCUCUCUCUCUCUUUUGCUUUCUGCUCUUGGUACUCGAGGAGUAGGAGAAGGUUAAACGAGUUAACCUCGAGGAACCACGACGACCUCACGGUCCACCCGUCGACUCCGUGUAUAGUAAAUAAUCUCUACUCACGGCGAUGAGAGCCACAUCUUGCGGACACUGGAGGAUUUUUGCGGGAUUGAAAGGAAGAAAUUGGAGAAGGAUUCACGAGGGAAGUCAAUCUUUAUUCAGUUUAGUGGAACCGAGGAGAAAAUUGACAAUCCGAGCUAGAUUGAGAUCGAUGUUUGUUUCUUUUUUGGCAAUUUCGUGGAAUUUUUUUAUCUGUUUAAGAUUUCGUGCAGUUUACUUCCAGAGAUUUAUAGGAACAUUCGGUGAUGUUACUCGUUGACGAUAAUAAUAUUAAAUAAUACUUUAGGGUAUUUCAUCUUUGUCUGAUGCAAAUGUUACUUGUUAACGUAAAUUCAGAAACUCUAUCCGGACUGUCACUCACUUUGGCAAGAAAGAUUUAGUGCAAUCUAUUUUCAACAUUUAUUUCCCUGGCUCGAUAUAAAUCUUGUUUAA